Sipha flava (yellow sugarcane aphid) is the source of this 855-nucleotide messenger RNA. RefSeq lists its product as uncharacterized. Gene Ontology annotation, biological process: regulation of DNA-templated transcription. The transcript has 2 exons. Gene Ontology annotation, molecular function: sequence-specific DNA binding; ubiquitin protein ligase activity. The coding region runs from base 1 to 750 and encodes 249 amino acids. Lineage: Eukaryota; Metazoa; Arthropoda; Insecta; Hemiptera; Aphididae. The record is from RefSeq and is a predicted model, not a curated record. Gene Ontology annotation, cellular component: cytoplasm.
AUGGAUUACAUCUGCCCGGACAUCAACCAUUUGGUGGCGUGCUUCACGUGCGGCUCGCAGGCGCUGCCGCCGUACCGGUUGUGCGAGAGCGGCCACGUGGGGUGCCGGCCGUGCUCGGCGUAUCUGCGCACGUGCCUGUGCACGCAGCGGUACGUGUCCAACGCGCAUUACGUGUUCGACGCGCUGGUGUCCGCGCUGCUGCUCAAGUGCAAGUACGCCGCGGCGUUCGGCGGCCGGGGUGGCGACGGCGAGACGUGCGACGGCCGCUGGUUCGACGUGCAGCAGUUGCGCGACCACUACCGCGACGGGUGCACCAGGAACGCGUAUACGUGCCCGUUGACCGGCUGCGGCCGCGCCGACCGCAUAGACACUGUGGUCGAGCAUUACGAGGCCGAGCACGACGUGCGCACGCCGCCGCCGGCCGAACACAGCGAGCACGACGAGAUGGUCAUCCGGCUGCCGAUCACGUCGGAAGAUAAAGAAGAAGUGUACAAGAUCUUUAACGGAUACUUUAUGUUCAGCACGUCUGCGGAGAAUGGUACGGAACCGGACCGUUCAAUGAAACUGACUAUUCGAAAUAUCAAUCCAACAGAUCCCUUGCAGUACACGUGUUGCGCAGAUGCGUACGAAAACGAGCUUUUGGUCCGAUUGACUGUGACCCAUACUACGUCCGAUGAAUUCGAGCUGGUUCGAUGGCUCAGUGCGACUUCUGGUCCUGCUGUUUUUGUUUUUAUAUUCAACACUUCAUAAACCCGUAAGCGCAUUAUAUACGGGUUUUGUGUGCUAUUUUUAACUAUUACGAAUACGUGCGAUUCUUUGUUUAAAACGUUUUUAAAUAAAUAAUACUAAUUGUGU